Prorocentrum cordatum is the source of this 339-nucleotide messenger RNA. The record is from the annotation of a GenBank genome assembly. Lineage: Eukaryota; Dinophyceae; Prorocentrales; Prorocentraceae.
AUGAUGGUGCCUCCCAGCCUUCGCCUCACGGGCACCCUGCUGGUGGACAUUGCACUUGGUCCACGGGCUGAACAGCAGAUGCGGGGUCCAGGCACGGUGACGGGAUGGACUGGAGGUCGUCGCGUUUGUGUAGCGAUUUCUCUAUUGCAUCAUGUCUUGUAUCGCAGCACCCUUCCCGUGCUCGGGCCUCGGCACAGGCUCUCGGAUGGAGGAGUGCCGCAGCGGCGCGGGCUAAAUGAGCCGACAGUCGUCAUUGCUGCGGGCACGGCGCACACCUCUCAUUACACACCUUCGGCAGCCGCCUGGCUGCGCAGCAGCAAGUACGUGUGUUUUCGUUGA